CAUUUCUUAAGAACUGAAAUAUCUGAUCCAACCAGUGGAGAUAAUGUCGAAGAAGAGCAGAGCUUAUGGAAGCAACGAUGUGAAGAUAGAAGGGAAAAAGCGUAAAGUUGAGUCGGAAUCAACUCAUGUUACUCUGAACGUGAAGGGUCAGGAUGAGGAAGGAGUAAAAGUGUUUAAGGUAAGAAGGACUGUUAAGCUGCAAAAAUUGAUGGAAUUGUACACCAAAAUGAGAGGCGUCGAGUGGAACACAUUUCGCUUUCUAUUUGAUGGCUCGAGGAUUCGCGAGUAUCAUACACCUGAUGAGCUGGAGCUUAAGGAUGGAGAUGAGAUUGAUGCAAUGAUGCGUCAACUAAGUGGUUUUGAAAAUGCUGCAAUUGAGGUUAAUCGAGGAUUGCUAAAGGAGCUUGAAGAUAUGGGAUUCUCGAUGGCUCGAGCUUCAUGGGCUCUGCAUCACUCUGGUAACUUUAGCCUUGAAGCAGCUGUGAAUUGGAUCAUAGAUCAUGAGAACGAUUCGCAGUUUGAAAACAUGCCUUUGGUGGAAUUUAACAUUGAGAUUGAGUCUCCAAAUCCAUCUCAUGAUACUGCAGAAAAUGCUCAGGCAAGAGCAAAGGAACUAAUGGAACAAGCUCGUAAACUAAGAGAAGAAGAAGAAACUAAACGCGAAAGAGAAAGAGAAAAGGAAAGGAUACGAGCAGGGAAAGAGAUGAUGGAGACAAAGCGAAUUGCGGAAGAAAACGAAAGAAAACGGAACAUAGCUUUGAGGAAAGCUGAGAAAGAUGAGGAGAAAAAAGCAAGAGAGAAAAUUAUGCUGAAAGUUAAUUCAGACAAGUUGGAGAGAAAGCGGAGGCGCGGAUUGCCAACCGAAACAGAAUCUGCUUCGACAUCAAAUCAAGUUUCUUUACUUGACUCUAAGAGGAUAGUAAUGUCGCCGCCAAGCCCUCCCUCGAAAGCAGAGGAGUUGAGAGAAUGCUUAAGGUCAUUGAGACGAAACCACAAAGAUGAAGAUCCAAGAAUCACGAGGCGGGCAUUUGAAACGCUUCUGACAAUUGUGAGGAACGUAGCGAAGAAGCCAGACGAAGAAAGAUACAAAAGAAUCCGUCUCACGAACCGCUUGUUCCAUGAGAGAGUUGGGAGAUACAAAGAAGGUAUUGAGUUCAUGGAGCUUUGUGGAUUCAAGACAGAGGAAGGAUCUGAGUUCUUGUCUCUAUCUUAUCACGAUGCAGACAUCAACAGGCUUCGAGACGCUGCGUUUCAGUUGAACUCUGCGAUUACCAAUCCCUUCUUUGGUCUUCUUUCCACGGAAGCUGAAGAAGACCGUGAAAAAUAAACUUUCUCUUCCUGACAUGUUAUGUUUUAUAUAAGACAUAUAAAAUUACAAAAAUGUA
Messenger RNA from Arabidopsis arenosa, 1385 nucleotides. The record is from the annotation of a GenBank genome assembly. NCBI's taxonomy places the organism in Eukaryota, Viridiplantae, Streptophyta, Magnoliopsida, Brassicales, Brassicaceae.